AUGGUUGGCGUUGCGAUACCCCAGAUAUCAGGCACGGCCGAUUUGUCCCGUGUUGAAGCCCCAGUCACUUUCAAGGCCUACCUUCUCUGUGCCUUUGCCGCCUUCGGUGGGAUAUUUUUCGGAUAUGAUACGGGCUGGAUGUCGGGGGUGCUCGGCAUGCCCUUCUUCAUCUCACAGUAUACUGGACUAGAGUAUGACUACGAAGCUAAACGACCCAUCGGCGUGGACCCGAUCGACUUCGCACUCCCAUCUUCAACCAAGUCACUUAUGACGUCGAUUCUAUCCUGCGGAACGUUCUUUGGCGCCCUCAUUGCUGGUGAUCUUGCCGACUUCAUCGGCCGCCGGCCCACCAUCAUCAUCGGUUGUGUUGUAUUUUGCUUUGGUUGCAUACUCGAGAUCGCGUCGACGAACCAAGUCGCCCUCUUCGUUAUGGGCCGUCUAGUUUCCGGUUUGGGAGUUGGGUUCAUCUCGGCGACGAUUCUCCUGUACAUGUCGGAGGUUGCGCCAAGGAAAGUCAGAGGCGCGCUCGUGUCGGGGUACCAGUUUUGCAUCACCUUGGGGAUUCUGCUGGCAAACUGUGUGUCGUAUGCCACGGCUGACCGGAACGACACCGGCUCGUACCGCAUCCCAGUGGGUGUGCAAUUUUUGUGGGCGAUCAUAUUGGGGGUUGGAUUGUUCAUUCUCCCGGAAUCUCCGCGUUUUCAUGUUAUGAAGGGGAUGAUCAACGCUGCCGCAUAUGACCUGUCGCUUGUUCGCGGCCAGUCGAUAGAUUCCGAGUACAUCAAGGACGAACUCGCUGAAAUUGUGGCCAACCACGAGUAUGAAAUGCAGGUGAUCCCGCAAACGAGCUACAUCGGAUCAUGGAUGGCCUGCUUUCAAGGGAGUCUGUCAAAGGGGAACAGCAACUUGCGGCGUACAAUCCUCGCCUCUGGAGUGCAGAUGAUGCAACAACUCACAGGAGUCAACUUCAUCUUCUACUUUGGCACCACCUUUUUCCAGCGGCUCGACACGAACAACAACCCCUUUUGGGUUUCUCUCGUCACCACUCUCGUUAACGUGGUCUCCACUCCCUUCUCCUUCUGGGCCAUCGAAUACAUCGGUCGGCGUCCCCUUCUCAACUGGGGCGCGGCUGGGAUGAGCGUCUCCCAGCUGAUCGUUGCCAUCGUCGGCGUUACCGCCGGCCGACCCGAUGUCCCCCACAACGAAUCCGCCACCAAGGCCAUGAUCGCGUUCAUUUGCAUCUACAUCUUCUUCUUCGCAUCGAGCUGGGGACCCGUCGGGUGGGUGUUGGUGGGCGAGUGUUUCCCGCUGCCGAUCCGGUCGCGUGGCGUGGGCAUCUCGACGGCGGCGAAUUGGUUCUGGAACUGUAUUAUUGCGGUGAUUGCGCCGUAUAUGGUGGGCCACGAGCCUGGAUCGGCGGACUUAGGCCCGCGGGUGUUUUUCAUUUGGGGGUCGCUGUGCAUUCUGUCACUUGUGUUUGCGUAUUUCCUGGUGCCUGAGACGAAAGGGCUCACGUUGGAGCAGAUUGACAUCAUGAUGGAGGAGUCAACGCCUCGCGAGUCGGGCCGGUGGAAGCCGACGAGCACGUUUGCGGCGCAGAUGGGUAGGUCCGUUUCGACCAUCCUGGUGUCGUGCAAACAGACCCGGUUCCAUAUUGAAAGCCCUAAUUACCGCGAGCUAGACAUUGAGGGUCUCAAUAUCACAGUUACGUCUAGUACCGGGGACAAGCCGAAAGGCAAAGGCAAAGGGAAAGCCGCGGCCGAAGGAACGGAGAUAUUGAACAAUGCAAAGCUGCGGUUAAAAGCGGGGAGCCGAUACGCCCUGGUGGGGAGGAAUGGCUCAGGAAAGUCAACACUCUUACGGGCGAUCGCCGAGAAACUCAUUCCUGGCAUCCCGGAGCAGACUCGGGUGUCUAUUCUACAACAAACCAAUCUGAGCGACGCAAAUACAGAUACGGUCCCGGCCGCAUCGCUGCCCGCAGAAGGCGAUGGGCCCACCGUGCUCGAGGAUGUGGUAGACAAAGCCACGGCGAAGAGUGAUCUCGAGCAGGAGAUCAACUCACUCUCCGCGGGGGUAAACGGCAAUGACCCGUACGGUGCCCUUCGAUCACUGCGUAAACUUCGCCAUGGGCGUAUGGAAAAGCGGCUGUUUGUUCUCGAUAAGGAUGCAAGGUUGCGGAGUGGCGCGAGAGGGUUACAGGCACGCAAGGCCCUCGUCGAGUACGAGAAGGCCAUUGCCCAGUCUGCCGCAUUAAAUGAACAAACAGCUGAUGAAAUCUCGCCUGAAACUCUCGCAGCAGAGACACAAGAAGCGAUCGAUAUGCUUGCUGACCUCCAAAUCCAAGUUGAGCCCUCUCGCCUAGCCGACAUUGAGUCGCGGGCUAAGAAGAUCUUGACUGGUCUGGGGUUUACUGAAGCCUACAUGACGAAAAAGGCCGAUAGCCUUUCAGGUGGCUGGCGCAUGCGGAGUGCUCUUGCUACCGCACUCUUACAGGAAACUGACAUUCUCAUCCUCGACGAGCCCACCAACUUUCUCGACCUCCUGGGCAUUAUCUGGCUGCAGCGUUUCCUCCAGAGCAUCGAGGACCUCCCUACCCCCCCAACCCUCAUACUCGUCUCUCACGAUCGCGACUUUGCCGGCUCCGUGUGCACUGACCUGCUCAUUCUCAAGGACAAAGACCUGACGUACUUCCACGGCGAUCUACCAACCUACGAGUCUGCCCGGGCCGAAAAGAAACAGCACCUCACCAAGAUGAAGGAAGCUCAGGACAAGCAAAAGGCGCACAUGCAAGAGUCCAUCCGCCAGAACCUCGUCCAGGGCCGCAAGAACGACGACCAGAACAAAGUCCGCCAGGCCAAGUCCCGCCAGAAACGCCUCGAGGAUCGCAUGGGCAUGCAAGUCAACGAGAAGGGCGGCCGUUUCAAGCUCAAUCGCGAUCUAGCCGGCUAUCACUUUUCCGCCCGCGCCGAAAUCGCCAUCCCCCAAGACGAGCGUGGCGUCUCUCUGUCCCUGCCCGACCCGCCCGACCUGCGCUUUCCCGGCGCCCUCCUCUCCCUCGAGAAAGUCACCUUCCGCUACCCCCCUCCCAAAGGCUCCACCACCAAACCCAACCCCACACUCCAAAACAUCACCCUCACCAUCAGCGAGGGCGACCGCGUCGGCAUUCUCGGACUCAACGGCGCCGGCAAAUCAACCCUCAUCCGCCUCCUCGUCAACGACCCGUCCACUCCACCCCCAGCCCGGUCCCAACUCACAGGCACGAUAACCGCCCACCCCCGCCUGAAAAUGUCCUACUACUCCCAACACGCCGUCGAAGCUCUCCAAACCCUCGGCCACGCCGACCCGGCGCUGACCGCGCUCGCGCUCCUCACCGCCGAAGUCGACGGCGCCCUCAACGAGGGCGAGCUGCGCGGCUUGCUUGGCUCGCUCGGCCUGCCGGGCCGGCUCGCGUCCGAAGUGCCGCUGCGCAAGUUAUCCGGUGGCCAGCUGGUGCGGUGUGAGCUGGCGCGGUUGUUGUGGCGGCGGCCGGGGCUGCUGGUGUUGGAUGAGGUGACCACGCAUUUGGAUUAUGAGACGGUGGCCGCGCUGCGGGAGGCGUUGAGGGCGUGGAAAGGGGCGGUGGUGUUGGUGUCUCACGACCGGUGGUUUAUGAGAGGGGUUGUGGAGGGUGUUGUGGAUGAGGAAGAAGGGGAUGAGGAGGAGGAGAGUGACGAGGAAAGUGGGGAAGAAGCGUUGCGGAGAAGGACGGUGUUUAAGUUAGCAGCGGGGAAGUUGACAGUCUUGGAGAGGGGGGUGGACCAGUUCGAAGAAGGGAUGGAGAAGCGGGUGAAGAAGUUGCUGAACGGUUAG
Molecule: messenger RNA, 3849 nt
Organism: Dichotomopilus funicola
Lineage: Eukaryota; Fungi; Ascomycota; Sordariomycetes; Sordariales; Chaetomiaceae
Exons: 8
Coding region: 1-3849 (1282 amino acids)
Biological process (GO): transmembrane transport; carbohydrate transport
Cellular component (GO): membrane
Molecular function (GO): carbohydrate:proton symporter activity; ATP binding; ATP hydrolysis activity
Source: RefSeq, a predicted model, not a curated record